AAAAAAAUCAGUCAUUUGGCAUUCUCAACGUGAGUCCAGCACAGGAGCUGGCACGCCACAUCAUUGGAACCUCAGAACCACCUGGGGAGAGGGGGCUAGUAGUUUCUCCAUUAAAAAAACUGAGGCUCAGAGGAAUUGCCCCAGGCCAUAAAGUGGUGUGGUACUUCAUUGCACCCUAGGACUCCUAAGCCUGCAGGGCAACCUCCCGCAGACAGGAGAGUCGGGAACAGGUUUUUGCUGUGUUAUUGGCUUCCUCACCAGGCUGUAAAUGUGCUGAGGGCAGGGACACAGUGUUCCAGCCCCUAACAUGGAAGGGACACAUGGUGGUGUCCAGGAAAAGUUGGACCCAACACUACAUUUCGAGGAAGGGAAAGCCACAUCCAGAGAGACCCAAGGUUUUAGGGCCAGGAGAGACUGAACUGGGCCUGUCAGCCAUGCCAGGACUGGCGGAUGGGGAGAGCCUGUUUGGCGGUGCCUCCCGGUUCAGCUGUUUCCUCCUGUUCCUGCAGGUCUGCAGGGAACUGGCCAGGCAAGGGUGCAGGCCUGUUUCUCCUGGUGGUUGGUGCGUUGCAGCAGCAGCGGGAGCCAGGACUAAGGACAAGCGGGAGCUGGGAGCCCCAGGUAGGACUGAGUUCUCUUAGGCAGAUGGACGGUGCGCAGGCGUGGCCUUCCUCUCUGUCCUCCCUGUCCUUUGCUGUGGGACUGGAUGAGGUUGGGCAUGCAUGCAGAGUCCUUGAUCUGGUUGUGGGCCCCAUGUGCCCAGGAGCCGCAGCUGUUUGCCCUGUCUAUGGAGGGGCUCUCUGCUCAUGAGGAACUUCCCGCCUGGAACCUGGCUCUGGCCCCGAAUGCUCUCGCCUUGGAGCUCAGAGGCCUGGGGCCUACCAUGAGUUUGGGGCAAGAAGUAGUAACACUUUUUUGGUCAGUUAGAGAGAGGGUGGCUCGUGGGCCAAGGAUUGAGGGUGGAUGUAUCAGCUUUUCCUUGGCCCUGUAUCUGCCUCCAACUGUCCUCAUCGUCACACAAGGACACUGAAAUUCCCCGUGGGCCCCACAGUGGGUUGGACGCUGCGGGGGGAUGGAAUGGGGUCUCCAGCUCCAGGUACAGCUGAGCUGUCUUCCACACCCCAGGCCCCUCCAUUUUCCCCACUUCUCUAGAGCCCGAGCAGGGCUCAGUCCCUCUCGUCAGCUUCCAAAUUCAAGGGGAGCUAGGCAGAGUCUGGAACAAUGCUGGGAAGGCUGUAGUCUCUCUGAAGAGCCUCAGAAAGCUGGAAAUUCCUCGUUUUGGGGCAAGCCUUGCCUCCUUCAGCCCCAUUACCAUGAAAACACUGCUGUGGGUGACUCCAUACUCACUCCAGGCUGGUGACUGGGUGACUGGGCCCCAGUGAGCAGGGUUCUGGUGGUGGGUAUGGGUGCUAAUGAAGCUUGAGCCUGGGAGUGACAGUAGGGGGAUAGCAAAGACCGUCUUUCCUCCAGGAGCGCUCCCUGAGCAGACCCCCGCAGCCAACCCCACUGGCUGUUACACACUUAUAGGUCUGUGAGUAGAGCCAUAAGGGCUGGGCUUCCUGGGCCUGACUCUGGGUUAGGGGGCAGAAAGGAGGUCAGGGCCCUCACUCCUGGGGUAGGAGUUGGGGCAGAACAGGAGUUGUCUUCACUGGGCCUUCUGUGUAUUGGACCUAUCCCUAAACCUGGUGUGGAGGAAGUGAAGUGCCUUUGGCUGUGUAGGGGCCUCUGCCACCGGAGUUCUGAAGAGCCAGCCCUUUCUGUCACUCAGCCUUGUUUUCUAAGGAGUUUGAUUAGUCUUGGAGACAGCCCACGGUAAAUCCUCAGACAUCACCCGCCUGCUGCACAGACAUAUGCGUGCUCACACAGGGAUAUGGCAAGCCAGGCUGCAGUGGCCAUGCACACCCACAGACUCAUGAGUGCGUGCACCACCCAUGUGGGCAUGCAGGUACACAGGUGCUCACAUGCAGCCACCCAUGGCACACUCACGCACACACAGAUGAUCUCCCAGUUACCAUUGGCAUCCAUGCACUCAAAUGCCUUCCCACACAUACCACACUGUGCCCAUUCUGGGGUCAGGAAGGGGGGCCCUGGUCAGAGUCACAGCCCAGCAAGGUCCCCUGCGUCUGGCACCUGAGGGGGAAGUUCCAGGUGUGGCUGUGAUCUCAGGGGGUUAAGGGGGGCUGGGCCACCCUGGUAGGUGGGCUCUGCCCAUGCAUUCAGCAGCCACCCUCCCAUCUGGCCCCAGGCUCCAGAACGACCAGGGCUUGGCAUGGGAGAUGGGAGAUACGAGUGCAGGGGAGAGGCGUGUCAGCUGUGCCAGCACCAUGUGCCUAGUGCCACGGCAGAGGAAGUAGGCUUUCUGGCCAUGAGGCCAGUGUGCCCACAGUGGGUGGGGGUCCUAUCACAACGCCUGUGUCCCCCACAGCGUCCAUGGCUAGAGGGAGUGGAGUUGCUGGGCUCUAGGGACUAAGAGGUUGGCAGGGGCGGUCUGUUCACUUCCCAAAGGCUGGGCCUAGGGGAGAGGCCUGUCUGUCCGAGGCGUUUCCGGAGGCUCACUUCCUCUGGGCUGCCCAGGAAGUGGUUUUGGAGUGGGACUGACCAGCCCUCCGUCCGCAGCUCUGCGCCUUGCUCCGCCCCUGCCUUGCCUGCCCAGGGGAGCAGCAUCUGGCCACCGGGUUAGGCUGACUGACCAGGCUUUUCACUGCCAGGGCUGCCCAGGCUUUUUUCGGGGGCUCUAGGAGAAGGGCAGGGGCCAGGUCAUGAAGUCCCCUGCAGUCUCCACAACUUUCUCGUCCCCGCACCUUUCUUGCUCUGACCCUGUAAGCCGAGGCUCAAGAGCAUCAGCUCUGGUAGUCAUGGCCCCCUUGAGAGUGGUGAUGGCUGGGCUGCAUCUCAGUGACUAGGCAGCUCCCAGCAGCUCUAUGAAUGAGCCUGGGCAAGUGGCUUUGCCUCUUAGUGCCUCAGUUUCCCCCGACAGAUGAGAUAAUGAUAGCAUCCAUCUUGAUGAGGUUGAGCAGAAAUGACAGAUAACAUAUGCAAAGUAGCUAGCAUCGUGCUUAGCACAUUGUCAGAGUUGAAUGAGUAGAAACUGUAGUUAUGUAAAGCAUUUAGUGCCCAGUUCAUGGGAACUAUUCAAAAAAUAGCAAGUGGGACUGAUGAGGGGGUACUAUGAUCUGAGGGGCUGGGCACUGGCCCAGUGUUACAUGGCCAGGUGCUAUGGAGCCUGGCCGAGGAGCCAGGUCUCUAACUCCCUCAUCCCCCUCAAUUCUGUCUCCAGUGGCAGCACCCUACUGGUUCAAUAGGUUCCAUGUCUUCUGAGGAGAGGAGCUCCCGGUGGAGCAGCUCCGCCCACUCAGCAGCCCAGCCCUUGCCUGCUCUUCUCCCCCUCACUCCCUUUCAAAGGGAGAAAAUAGAUCUCAUGACAAAUGGAUGCAGGGAGGGGAAAGGCAGUCUGCAGCUGCCUGCUGCCCCCUCAGGGCUCCCCUUGGCGCUCUCCAGCUCUGGCCUCCUGCAGGACAUUAGGCUGGGAGAAUUGGCUGGGAAUGAGGGGGUGGACGUAAGCCCUCCUGCCAGCCUGCUUACCCUUCAGACCCCUGGAGUCAGCCUUUGGGCUGGGGCAGGGAGUGGGCAUCUGGUUAUGAUGGAGGCUAGAAGAGUAGGGGGAGCUAGAAAACCCCCUACAUACACAGCAGCUGGGGGCAGGGCCCAGCCUGUCCCAGGGACACGAAGAAGGUCAGCACAGUCAGGGUUGGGCUGAGCAUUGGCCUUCACUGUGUGGGACCCAGAGGCUAGGGGUGAGAAAUGUUGAGGAGUGGUAAGGACAGUGAUGCAAGCAUCAGGAGCCUGAGGGCUGGAGAGCGAAAGAUGAAUGGGCCUGGGCGAGGAGUGUGGGUGAGGGUAUCCUGAAGGCUUAGGAGCAGGACUUAUGCAGGCAUCAGACAGACCCUGAUUGAAUCCUUGCUCAAUAUUUCCUGGCUGUGCACCCUUGAGCCAGGGACUGGACUGCUCCCCACUUUCCUCAUCUGUGAAAUGGGCAGAUCAGGGAGUGUCCUGUGAGACAUGAAUGAUGGGAAAGAGCCACUGUGUGGGGGUGGGGUGGAGCAGGAAGACGGAACAGCAAGCCCAGAGGCUUCUAAGCGGGAAGGAACUGGCUGCUCCGGGAACUGAAAGGGGUCAGCGUGGCUGGGGCACAGGAGUGAGGGAAAGGCAGCCGCCUGAGAGGCCCACUGCAGGCCCUGCCAUGGCACCAUUCCUGCGCAUCGCCUUCAACUCCUAUGAGCUGGGCUCCCUGCAGGCUGAGGACGAGGCGAACCAGCCCUUCUGUGCCGUGAAGAUGAAGGAGGCGCUUAGCACAGAGCGUGGGAAAACACUGGUGCAGAAGAAACCGACCAUGUAUCCUGAGUGGAAGUCGACAUUCGAUGCCCACAUCUACGAGGGCCGCGUCAUCCAGAUCGUGCUAAUGCGGGCAGCCGAGGAGCCAGUGUCUGAGGUGACCGUGGGUGUGUCGGUGCUGGCCGAGCGCUGCAAGAAGAACAAUGGCAAGGCUGAGUUCUGGCUGGACCUGCAGCCUCAGGCCAAGGUGUUGAUGUCUGUUCAGUAUUUCCUGGAGGACGUGGAUUGCAAACAGUCUAUGCGCAGUGAGGACGAGGCCAAGUUCCCAACGAUGAACCGCCGCGGAGCCAUCAAACAGGCCAAAAUCCACUACAUCAAGAACCAUGAGUUUAUCGCCACCUUCUUUGGGCAACCCACCUUCUGUUCUGUGUGCAAAGACUUUGUCUGGGGCCUCAACAAGCAAGGCUACAAAUGCAGGCAAUGUAACGCUGCCAUCCACAAGAAAUGCAUCGACAAGAUCAUCGGCAGAUGCACUGGCACUGCGGCCAACAGCCGGGACACCAUAUUCCAGAAAGAACGCUUCAACAUCGACAUGCCACACCGCUUCAAGGUUCACAACUACAUGAGCCCCACCUUCUGUGACCACUGCGGCAGCCUGCUCUGGGGACUGGUGAAGCAGGGAUUAAAGUGUGAAGACUGCGGCAUGAAUGUGCACCAUAAAUGCCGGGAGAAGGUGGCCAACCUCUGCGGCAUCAACCAGAAGCUCUUGGCCGAGGCCUUGAACCAAGUCACCCAGAGAGCCUCCCGGAGAUCAGACUCGGCCUCCUCAGAGCCUGUUGGGAUAUACCAGGGUUUCGAGAAGAAGACCGGAGUCACUGGGGAGGACUCGCAAGACAACAGUGGGACCUACGGCAAGAUCUGGGAGGGCAGCAGCAAGUGCAACAUCAACAACUUCAUCUUCCACAAGGUCCUGGGCAAAGGCAGCUUCGGGAAGGUGCUGCUUGGAGAGCUGAAGGGCAGAGGAGAGUACUUUGCCGUCAAGGCCCUCAAGAAGGAUGUAGUCCUGAUCGACGACGACGUGGAAUGCACCAUGGUUGAGAAGCGGGUGCUGACGCUCGCCGCAGAAAAUCCCUUUCUCACCCACCUCAUCUGCACCUUCCAGACCAAGGACCACCUGUUCUUUGUGAUGGAGUUCCUCAACGGGGGGGACCUGAUGUACCACAUCCAGGACAAAGGCCGCUUUGAACUCUACCGUGCCACGUUUUAUGCAGCUGAGAUAAUCUGUGGACUGCAGUUUCUACACAGCAAGGGCAUCAUUUACAGGGACCUCAAACUGGACAAUGUGCUGCUGGACCGGGAUGGCCAUAUCAAGAUUGCCGACUUUGGGAUGUGCAAAGAGAAUAUAUUCGGGGAGAACCGGGCCAGCACCUUCUGCGGCACUCCUGACUAUAUCGCCCCUGAGAUCCUACAGGGCCUGAAGUACACAUUCUCGGUGGACUGGUGGUCUUUCGGGGUCCUUCUGUAUGAGAUGCUCAUUGGUCAGUCCCCCUUCCAUGGUGAUGAUGAGGAUGAACUCUUCGAGUCCAUCCGUGUGGACACACCGCAUUAUCCCCGCUGGAUCACCAAGGAGUCCAAGGACAUCCUGGAGAAGCUCUUUGAAAGGGAACCGACCAAGAGGCUGGGAGUGACCGGAAACAUCAAAAUCCACCCCUUCUUCAAGACCAUAAACUGGACUCUGCUGGAAAAGCGGAGGUUGGAGCCACCCUUCAGGCCCAAAGUGAAGUCCCCCAGAGACUACAGCAACUUCGACCAGGAGUUCCUGAACGAGAAGGCGCGCCUCUCCUACAGCGACAAGAACCUUAUCGACUCCAUGGACCAGUCUGCGUUUGCCGGCUUCUCCUUUGUGAACCCCAAAUUCGAGCACCUCCUGGAAGACUGAGGUUCCUGGACAGAGCAGGCUAGCCCCACCCUCCACCCACAUCUGCCCGCUCCCCACGAUAAGCACCAGAGGGACUGUGGUGACUUCUGCUGCUGGCCCCGCCCCUGCCCCCAGAGCGGCCUUGGCUCCUGUCUGGCCAGGCUCUCAUGGUACUUCCUCUGUGAACUGUGUGUGAAUCUGCUUUUCCUCUGCCCUCGGAGGGAAAUUGUAAAUCCUGUGUUUCAUUACUUGAACGUAGUUAUCUAUUGAAAAUAUAUAUUAUAUAUAUAGACAUAUAUAUAAAAAAUAGGCUGUAUAUAUUGCUCAGUAGAGAAAAACCAUGGGGGACUGGUGACAUGUUGAUCUUUUUCAAAAAAAUAUAUAUACGACAAAAAAAAAAAAAAAAGGAGCACAAGCUGUUUGAACCACCAGGUUCUUUUAUUUGUGUGUCUAAAUAAACACCAAAUGGUACCAA
Messenger RNA from Cercocebus atys (sooty mangabey), 6725 nucleotides. It is a transcript of the gene PRKCD, whose product is annotated as protein kinase C, delta. The coding region runs from base 4064 to 6271 and encodes 735 amino acids. Gene Ontology annotation, biological process: protein phosphorylation. The transcript has 18 exons. Gene Ontology annotation, molecular function: diacylglycerol-dependent serine/threonine kinase activity; ATP binding. Lineage: Eukaryota; Metazoa; Chordata; Mammalia; Primates; Cercopithecidae. The record is from RefSeq and is a predicted model, not a curated record.